Cryptomeria japonica (Japanese cedar) is the source of this 2559-nucleotide messenger RNA. Its product is annotated as probable LRR receptor-like serine/threonine-protein kinase At3g47570. The record is from RefSeq and is a predicted model, not a curated record. Gene Ontology annotation, molecular function: protein binding; ATP binding; protein kinase activity. Lineage: Eukaryota; Viridiplantae; Streptophyta; Pinopsida; Cupressales; Cupressaceae. The transcript has 4 exons. Gene Ontology annotation, biological process: protein phosphorylation. The coding region runs from base 1 to 2559 and encodes 852 amino acids.
AUGAAGAUGGCUUUAGUUUGUCCCCUCCUACUCUUCUUUCUCUCUGCAUUGCCUUCUCUCCAUUCUUCUUCUCCUUCAUAUUACUCUGAUCAAGAAGCUCUGCUGGCUUUUAAACAUUCCCUCUCUUCCGACCCACACAAUUCCUUGUUCGAUUGGUCUCCUCAUCGCUCCUUCUGCAAUUGGACUGGCGUUCUCUGCUCUUCUCGUCAUCAACGUGUAGCUUCUUUGGAUCUCAAGGGUAUGUCUCUCAUGGGUCCCAUCUCUCCUUUCCUUGGCAAUCUCUCUUUUCUUAGAGUACUUGAUCUCUCUAACAAUAGCUUUGAGGGCCAAAUUCCACCUCAAUUGGGGAGGCUUUCUCGCCUAAGAUUGCUUCGUUUGUCUAAGAAUGAACUGGAAGGAACCAUUCCCUCUACUCUACCAGCUUGUCGUUCUUUGCGAAUUCUGUUGUUAUCCUUUAACCAUUUGAGUGGCAACAUUCCUCCCGAGAUUGGCCUUCUUUCACAGUUAGAGAUGCUUAGUUUAGGGGAGAACCGACUGAUAGGCACAAUCCCAUCUUCUUUGGGAAACUUGUCCCUUUUAACCAAUUUGCAUUUGGUUGACAACAAACUCCAUGGUGGUAUUCCUGUUGAAUUGAGCGAUAACCAACUGACAGGGACAGUGCCAUUGGAGUUUGGUAAUUUACAGCAACUUCUAUUGCUUGGUUUGUUUCAGAAUAGUUUGUUGAGUGGAAGCAAUGGUUUGUCUAUUCUAACAGCUUUGACUAAUUGCUCCUCCUUGCAAGAAAAAAUUUCUGAUAGCCUUGGUAAUCUUCCACAAUUGCGACGUCUACUUCUUGACCACAAUCAAUUAUCAGGGAAAAUACCUUCUAGUUUAGGGAGAUGCCAAACUCUAGAGUUGGUAGACUUAUCUCACAACAGGCUAAGAGGAAAUAUAUUCCUAGAACUAGGAGGAUUUAAAAAUUUGCAAUUUUAUUUCAACAUUUCCAAUAAUUUGCUACAAGGUUCUCUUCUAGGAAUGAGCAAAAUGACAAUGGUCCAAGCUAUAGAUGCAUCCCUCAACAACUUCUCGGGUGAAAUUCCAGCUGCAUUGUUAAGUUGUGCAAACUUGCAGUAUUUGAAUCUUUCAUGGAAUUCAUUUUAUGGCUCAAUACCAACAUCACUCACAAAAAUGAAAAACCUUCAGGACAUGGAUCUCUCUAACAACAAUUUGUCAGGUGCAAUCCCAGUGGCUUUUCAAGAGAUGAAAUCACUUCAGCAUAUCAAUCUUUCUUCAAAUAGAUUAGUAGGAGAGGUUCCAAAGGAAGGAGUUUUUGCAAGAAUUAAUGAGUCAUCACUUAUGGGAAAUCUUGGUCUCUGUGGUGAGUGGAUCAAUUUGCAAGCAUGCUCUAAUUCCAAAAAAAAUAAAAUUAUAGUCUCCAGAAAGGUGAUGGUACCAAUUGUGAUUGGCAUUGCAAUCUUCAUCUCAUCGAUUGCAUUAUUGUGGAUUUUAUAUAGAAGAAGACAUGGUAAUCAAAAUAACAUUGAUCUCAACAUAGGGCCUAAAAGAAUUUCAUAUGAGGAACUUGAAGCUGCAACUAAUGGGUUUAGCCAAACCAAUUUGCUAGGAGUUGGAAAUUUUGGAUCUAUUUAUAGAGGAAUUCUCAAUAAUGGUAUGAAUAUUGCUGUUAAAGUUCUCAAUUUGCAAGAUGAAAAUGCUCUCCAAAAUUUUAGUAGAGAAUGCAAUGUGUUAAAAAGAGUGAGGCACCGCAAUGUGAUCAAAAUCAUUUCAGCAUGUUCCAAUCUUGAUUUUAAAGCAUUAGUUCUUCCAUUCAUGUCAAACGGAAAUUUGGAGAGAUGGCUAUAUCCUGGGGGAGGAAAUGAAUGUAGACUAAAUAUUUCUAGUCGAUUAAAAAUAGCAAAGGAGAUAGCUCAAGGAUUGGCAUAUUUGCAUCAUCAUUGCUUUGAGCAGGUCAUUCAUUGUGACCUAAAACCAAGUAAUGUGUUAUUAGGGAAUGAUAUGACUGCAUGUAUAGCAGAUUUUGGAAUUACCAAACUCCUAUUUGGGAAUUCAAUGGAUUCAGUGACUUCUACAAAUGCACUUAAGGGAUCUAUAGGCUACAAUGCACCAGAGUAUGGAUUGGGUGGAAGGAUUUCAUCAAAAGGAGAUGUAUAUAGCUAUGGAAUUUUACUUUUAGAGUUGUUGAUAGGGAGGAGGCCUACAGAUGACAUGUUUGUGGGGGGAACAAAUCUACCAAGCUGGGUAGGUAUGGCUUUUCCAAAUAAAAUAAUGGAAGUGGUGGACAACAACUUACUUGAAGAUAUGAAUGAAUCAGAUUUACCAUUGGUAUUUCAAUGCUUUACUCAAAUUAUUGAAGUGGGAUUGGGUUGCACAAGGGAGUUGCCACAACAACGCCCAAAUAUGGUGGAGAUAGUUGAUAGAUUAGAAAGAAUAAUAGGGACAUUUCUUGGCACUCGGUCUUUUCAAUUGCCCAUAGAUAUCUCACCUUUUCUUGAGAGUACAAGUGGUCCUAACAAUCAUAGUUCAAGGAGGGAUGAAAGUUGGUCUACAUCUACCUCUUAG